Coniosporium apollinis CBS 100218 is the source of this 348-nucleotide messenger RNA. RefSeq lists its product as uncharacterized. NCBI's taxonomy places the organism in Eukaryota, Fungi, Ascomycota, Dothideomycetes. Bases 1 to 348 code for a protein of 115 amino acids. The transcript has a single exon. The record is from RefSeq and is a predicted model, not a curated record.
AUGGGUCAGGAGGAUGUAUUCAUCAGCAAGUUUCUGCUAUUGCCUCCGAACGAACAGUACGCGGUAGCUUGGAGACUCGAUGAGUUCAUCCAGGCAGGGUCUGAGGCGCUGGACACCCUGAAGGACAAGGUAUACUCAGUGAUACCGUUCUCAGCAGGGUACUUGCAGGAGAAGGAGCGGAGAGGAGCGACGGCCGCCUUUAAGAAGAAGUGGGCCUUUAUGAUCGAUCAUCCGGUGGAAGUCCGAGCGCGCAUGCUAAUAUGGACAAUGAACUUCGAAUUUCUCACCAACCUCGAUAAACGCAUCCGAAAGACUAGUACAGCGAGACCUCAAAGGAGGGUGGACUGA